AUGGGUGGCUGUUGUUCCUCGCAAACAAUACUCGAUGAUACGGUUGGGCGAGAAGGCACGGCUGACAAUCUUGUGCCACGUGGAGGAAAUAAACCAUUUACCAAAAAAGGGGUGAAAUGGACAUCAAACAUUCCAAUAAAUCAACGCCGAUUAAAAAUGCAAAGGGACGCGUUUUGGGAUACUGCACCAAGUUAUGAGGGACGACUAGAAAUAUGGCAAGCACUUCGAUGUGCAUGUGAAUCAGAAGAUCUAAUUCUCGCGCAAGCAAUCAUUGAUUCCGCAAAUAUUACUAUACCUACAGGGAACCUAACGAACGGUUGCUACGACGAACUAGGAAAUCGAUACGUGAUUCCUGUAUAUUGCAUAGUAGAGCCUGUCAAUCUAAUAAAAGAAAGCGACAGUGAAGGAGGCACAUCAUCACACCAAGCCGACGAUAAUAUGGAUUCUAAAUUAUUAUCGGAAUCAGCAGCCUCAGUAACUACAACAGAUGAUAACACUUUCUAUGAUCAUAAUCUCACUGUCCGACUUUCCAAUCAUGCAAAGGAUGUACGUAUAAGCGUUAAUCUCAAACAGGAAACAAUCGGGACAUUACGACAAAAGUUAUGCGCAAAUGAAGAAUUGGACGGGCAGGAAUUUAAUGCGCGGUUCUUCUUUUUGGGUCGUAUGUUGGAUGAUGACACAAAGUUAGCGGAUGUGAAAUUUGAGGAAGGACAAGUUUUGCAAGCGUUGAUUACGGAGAAGUCAUGA
Molecule: messenger RNA, 747 nt
Organism: Ambispora gerdemannii
Lineage: Eukaryota; Fungi; Glomeromycota; Glomeromycetes; Archaeosporales; Ambisporaceae
Source: the annotation of a GenBank genome assembly